This is a messenger RNA of Camelina sativa (false flax), 1447 nucleotides long. NCBI's taxonomy places the organism in Eukaryota, Viridiplantae, Streptophyta, Magnoliopsida, Brassicales, Brassicaceae. The record is from RefSeq and is a predicted model, not a curated record.
AGUACUACUUAUAAAUAAGACCGGUCCAUGACUCUCACGUGACCUCUCACUCCCUCUCUCACGUCACGUGCCUCUCUUCUCCUUAUUUCUUCUUCGUCAUUAAUUAUAAAACAGUUGGGAAAUUUAUAACUCUCUCUCUCUCUCUCUCUCUCUCUUUUUUUUUCUCUGAACCUCUCAUCCAUCAACAAUGGCAUCUCUCAUCAAUCCCAGCCAUGGCGAAAACUACGAUUCUCACUCUUCUUCUCUCGAUAGUCUCAGACCUAGCGUAGUAGUCAUCAUCCUCAUCCUUCUCAUGACUCUUCUCAUCUCCGUCUCCAUUUGUUUCCUCCUCCGCUGUCUCAACCGCUUUAGCCACCGCUCCCUUCUUCCUUCUUCUUCUUCGUUUUCCUCCUCCUCCUCCUCCGCCGCCGUAACUUCAGAUUCCCGACGAUUCUCUGGAAACAGAGUCGCUCCGGAAACAGAGCGAUCAUCGGUGCUCGAUUCGCUCCCGAUUUUCAAAUUCUCCUCCGUGACUCGCCGAUCUACUUCCACUAAUUCCGGCGAUUGCGCCGUCUGUUUGUCGAAAUUUGAGCCGGAGGAUCAGCUCCGUCUUCUUCCUCUCUGUUGUCACGCUUUCCACGCCGAUUGUAUCGAUAUCUGGCUAGUCUCGAACCAGACUUGUCCUCUCUGUCGUUCUCCUCUCUUCGCCUCGGAGUCUGAUUUAAUAAAUUCUCUCGUCGUCGCCGUCGGAAACAACAACAACAACACCAGCGGAGGAGGAGAAAACAGCUUCCGUCUCGAAAUUGGAUCCAUAAGCCGUCGUCAAACGCCGAUUCCAGAAUCUCUUGAUGAUCAGCACCGAUCUUACUCAAUCGGUUCGUUCGAUUACAUAGUUGACGACGUCGAAUCAGAAAUCUCAGAGUCGAAUUUUAACCGGAGAAGCACAUCGGGAAAACAAGAAGACUUGACGACUACAGCAACAACAACGACGGCGGUUGAAGCGAGUUUAGCGGCGGAUAUAGGUAACGAAGGUUCUAGGAGCUGGCUCAAGGAUUACGUUGACAGACUCUCGAGAGGUAUAUCGUCGCGUGCAAUGUCGUUUAGAAGCUCUGGUAGGUUUUUUACCGGGAGCAGUCGUCGGAGCGAGGAGUUGACGGUGAUGGAUUUAGAAGCGAAUCAUACCGGAGAAGAGAUUAGUGAGCUAUUCCGGUGGCUAUCAGGAGUGUGAGACUGGUGAGUGAGUGACUGGUGGUUACAUUCACUUCGUUUUAACCAACCAAAACCAACCAAAAAAACAGAGCAUUGCUUUUGGUUUGUACAUAAAAAUAGAAACACUAUCUGAAGUUCUUUGCUUCAAUAUCACGGAUAUAUAUUUUUUUUUUUGGUUGGGUUGUUUUACUAUUUUCUGACGAUAUAACAGAUGAAUUCUCUGGUUAUAAGGUGAAGUAUAUUACUACUUCUUAUGGUA